AUGGAUCUCUAUCGCGCCACAUUUGCAGGUUCUCUACUGCUGAACAGUCUGGUACUGUUUCGCUCGUAUUACACACGUACAAUCGAACCCUCAGAGGCCGCGAACCCUGAAAAGGUCGAACAUCGAGGCAGGGUCGAUUCGGAUAGAGAGAGUGUGCGAAAGCUGAAGUGGCGUUUCUAUCCCAUAUACCUCCUUGUAAACGGCGCAGACUGGCUUCAAGGCCCUUACAUCUAUCCCAUCUACAAAGAUGAGAAGGGACUCCCAGAGGAAACAGUCGCGUUUCUCUUUCUAAUUGGGUUCGUCUCAGCGGCCAUAUCCGCCUCGUUCGUAGGAUCAUUCGCAGACCGUUACGGCCGUCGCACAGCAUGCCUGGCUUAUUGCACAACCUACUCGCUCUCAUGUCUCACGCUUCUCACUGACGACAUUCUCAUGUUGUUCUUGGGUCGUGUCCUUGGCGGCGUGUCUGGCACAUUGCUCUAUAGUGUAUUCGAAAGCUGGCUGGUCGCGGAGUUCAAUCACUUGAUGCUAGAGGACGCUGGCUCCACCCUCAGUGGUAUCUUUAGCACGAUGACCACACUCAACAGCGUCGUCGCAAUCGCCGCAGGAAUUCUCGCCGGCUGGUUGGUCGACACAGUAGGAACCGCGAAAGCUCCCUUCCUUGCGUCCAUGGGCUGCUUGUCUGUGGCUUUUGUGGCCAUGACAAAAUUUUGGGGAGACAACUAUGGCGCUAGCCAUCGUGACUCGUCUGAAGCAGCGACACUUCUUCAACAAGAAGAAGCUGAGCCUGAACGCUCCACCGCUUCGAAGCUUAGGGUCAUCUUACGAGAUGUGAACGUCCUUGUGCUUGCCUUAGUUUCAUGCUUCUUCGAGGGUUCUAUGUUUUUAUUUAUCUUCUUCAAGUUCCCAGCUCUCAAACUAUCGCACAAGUUGUCAGGCGCGACAAACGAACUCCCCUUUGGUCUCAUCUUCGCCAUUCUUAUGUGCUCGAUGAUGUUUGGGUCCAUGCUCUACAAGAACAUCACGACAUCCAUUAACCCACUCCCUGCCAAACCUAUCCUCGCGGGCACACUGUUCCUCGCUUCCCUAUGUUUCUUCAUUCCUGGGCAUUUCCGCGAUGAGCGCAUCACGUUAUGGUGCUUCUGCAUCUUCGAGCUCUGCUGCGGUGUCUACUACCCCGUCAUGGCGUCUCUGCGGGGCAAGCUCAUUGAGGAUGGCUCGAGAGCCAGCGUGUACGGCAUGCUCCGCGUACCACUCAAUGUGUUUGUCGUGCUUGCGUUGAGCACGACAAAAGAAGGCGAAGCACAUCGCGAUACAGUCUUCACGACAUGCAGCGUACUUUUGAUGGUCGCUUCGAUAGUGUCAUAUCGAACCUUGGCUUAG
This is a messenger RNA of Dothidotthia symphoricarpi CBS 119687, 1380 nucleotides long. RefSeq names its product major facilitator superfamily domain-containing protein 5. Gene Ontology annotation, biological process: molybdate ion transport. Bases 1 to 1380 code for a protein of 459 amino acids. Gene Ontology annotation, molecular function: molybdate ion transmembrane transporter activity. Gene Ontology annotation, cellular component: membrane. Lineage: Eukaryota; Fungi; Ascomycota; Dothideomycetes; Pleosporales; Dothidotthiaceae. The record is from RefSeq and is a predicted model, not a curated record. The transcript is spliced from 6 exons.